AUGACGCUGAUAGGAAAAAAUGAGGAAAGGUCGUCAGAUGACAAGGGCCUGGUGCAUCUCGAUGUUGCUACGACAUCUGCAGCGACAACGAUCGCAGAGAAACUCAAAGGAGCUGUCGACGCUGAGGUUUCCCCAUCGAAUCCGUUGACGCGUGAGCACUUUGGCUUCAUCAAAGUCAAUACCGUCGAGGAGAAAACAAUUCUCCUUGGUUUGUACCAGGGGCUCCUGAUUCACCUCCCCAACCCGCCAUGCACGGAGACCGUUCAAGGUUGGCAGGAGAAGACUAAGAUAGCUGGAGGCAUCUAUGAUUCACACCAGAGCCAGCAUGGACGCGGCUGGUACUUCAACUGGUGCAAGUACCACCAGCACUUCGUCGACCAGACGUACGUUGAUCCGCAUAACGUAAUGUAUUGUCCUUCAGUGGAAGAGCGUCCGGACUCAUCAUUAUCCUGGAAUAGCUAUGGCCAUCGAGUAUGA
This is a messenger RNA of Letharia columbiana, 477 nucleotides long. RefSeq lists its product as uncharacterized. NCBI's taxonomy places the organism in Eukaryota, Fungi, Ascomycota, Lecanoromycetes, Lecanorales, Parmeliaceae. The record is from RefSeq and is a predicted model, not a curated record. The transcript has a single exon. The coding region runs from base 1 to 477 and encodes 158 amino acids.